Molecule: messenger RNA, 947 nt
Organism: Paraglomus occultum
Lineage: Eukaryota; Fungi; Glomeromycota; Glomeromycetes; Paraglomerales; Paraglomeraceae
Source: the annotation of a GenBank genome assembly
AUGUCUACUCUUGUUUCGGGUACCCCGUCGUUCAAUGAUCAAUCUCACGCAUACCCAACUUUAGCUUCCAUUAAUACACCCGUCUCACUCACUUCCUUUGAAAUCAUUCUCUUGCUUUGGCCACCCUACCUCCUUACCGUUGACCUAAGCGUUCUUCUCGAUCCCACAUACAAUCAGCGCAAAAACCAUCCUCGUUCUCAGAAUUCGUUUAUUCUUUUUCGCAGAGAUUUUGAAGGCCAACUACGCGCACGAUUUCCCGAUAAAUCAUAUACCAUUCAUGAAGUUUCAAAGCUUGCCGGGAAUCAAUGGAAGAUGCAACCCGACCUGGUCAAAGCGUACUUUGGUGUCCUUUCUAAAUUGGCUCAAGAGCGACACAGGCUCGCCUUUCCCGAUUAUGUUUAUAAACCGAAAAGAACUGGACAGAGAAGAAGGGUUGGGGAACUGUCGUUCAGAAAUAUGGAUAGAGAUACGUUUGUAAGUCGAAACAACAGAGUGCGUGCGCGUAGAACCGUCAGAAAUGCCAAUACGUGCAGCACCGUUCAAAACGUAGACUACCGAGCAGAUGAGAGUCACAUGACUACUGUUGUGUCAAUUGAGAGUAACGUGGAUACCGUCAUGUGUGAGAGUACAAAUAAUGACACUUGCCUUGAGAGCUCAACCCAGGAAAGCAACAAUUAUCUAACAACAUCGAUGUACAAUGAUACAAUAUCUAUCGAAUUGCCAAGUCCAGAGAACUCUUGUGACGACAUCACAGGCAUCGACAACUCGGUACUUUGUCAACACUCCGCUUAUGAUCCCUUCACAUUUCCCAUUCCUAAUCUUUUCUCAAGUACUGAUAUGUUUGAGACGAUGGUGUCCGCUUCAUCGGAUCACACAUAUAAUAUGGACUUUUUUAAUAUCAAUACCCAAACGGCUGAAAAUGACGUACAAACAUGGCCAGCAGAAUU